UCUUCCCUCAUCACCGCCCCCCCUGGAUCCUCAGUUGACCAGCGUCGCAAGAGAGCGUCGCUCCUGCGCCCGGCAAAUCUUCGUCUUACCUCCUCUCCCUCACCGCCUUUCUCGACUUUAUUCGCCACGACAAGGUUUUCUCGAGUGAAAACUACUUGCGCACCUUGAACCAGCCCGCACGGCCAAAGGACCUGUUUUUUUUAACCCCCCCACCCACCUCCCGACUCAAGCCAAAGCAGUCGAUGAUGUUGCGAGAAAUGUGGCAAUUACGCGUUUGAUUUUGUUGUCAUUUGUGCCUUCGCUCCGUGUUGCCUUUUUUUGAGGAAAGGCUGGGAAUCAUCUUGAGACGAGAGGAGGGUGUCUGCCCCAAGACAUUUUAGAGCUGGGCUGCUUGCAUUACACAUCAUGUUGUCCUCGGACGAGCCGCUGGACCUCAAGCUUCCCUCGGGACGGACGCGUUGUCCCCUCCGACUAGGAAAGCGGAGCUCGUCAUCCAUCUGCGCACCGCUCGGCAUCCACCCGCGACCGCGCCUGAUUUACACCACCUUCCCGUCACCGCCUUCCUCUCCAGAUUCCAAGUCCCCAUGUCAUGAGCGACCUGGAUCCUGCUUUACUCCCCCAGCCAUGGACCUCAGCCUGUCGCCUUCCUCCAGACACGACUCCUCCCUUUCCCCGUCUCCCUCGUCCCCAUCCCCCUCGUCCCCUCCCUCGCCUCUGGAGUCCCCCUACAACAGCAGAAGCAGCGGCAGCCCUCGGCCAAACGCCUUCACACGGGAAGCGACGCUUCAUCGAAGGGUGGAGGCUGACGCGUCACCUCCGCGCUAUCCUUUCUAUAUGCCCAUCGCAAGCCCACCGGCGGGGUACAGCUUCCCGUCUUCUCUUUUCAGUGGUCAGAAGAGGGACAAGCAAGCCACACCUGAACCCUCACUGGACGCUCAACUCGCAUGCCGCUGGAUGAAGUGCCACCUGCUGUUUGGGUCGCUACAGGACUUGGUGGACCACAUCAACGACGCCCACGUCAAACCCGAAAAGGAUUCUGGGUACUGCUGUAAGUGGCAGGGUUGUGCUCGCAACGGGCGGGGCUUCAACGCCAGGUAUAAAAUGCUGAUCCACAUCCGCACACACACCAAUGAGAAGCCGCAUCAUUGUCCCACCUGCAGCAAGAGUUUUUCACGUCUGGAGAACUUGAAGAUCCACACGCGCUCCCAUACAGGAGAGAAACCUUACAUCUGCCCGUAUGAGGGCUGCAACAAGCGUUACUCCAACUCCAGCGACCGCUUCAAGCACACCCGCACGCACUACGUGGACAAGCCCUACUGCUGCAAGAUGGCCGGCUGCCUGAAGCGUUACACCGACCCCAGCUCGCUACGCAAGCACAUCAAAGCCCACGGCCACUUUGUUAGUCAGGAGCAGGGCGCCGCCCCAAAGGCGGGUCCUCUCGGAAACCAGGGGACGACUGACCCCGCCUCGACGGGGGGCACCCGGCUCAUCCACCCGGGGGCGGCCGCGGCCCUCCUGGGCGGUUUAGGCACGACGCUGCCGCUGUCUGCGCUGUGCCACCCCCAUGCGCCGCUCUUCUCCGUGGGAAGAAGAGGAGGCCUGGGCCCGCUCGGCCUGACGGACUCGCCGCUUUUUCACUUUGGACUAUCGGCGGCGUCCGUGUUGGGGCUGAGCUCUCUGGGAAGGCCGCGCCGUGGCGAGGGCGACACCGAGCCAGAGGGGGAGGCUUUAAACCUGUCUGCGGAGGUGGCGCCCAGAAGGGGGGAUCCCCUGUCCUGGGUGGUUGUCCCCCCGAGGGCACUCCUGCUCAAGCCAGCUGUUGUCAGCUAGGAUGGUCUCCCUCUGUUUGGAGGCGGGGCGAUGAGUGUAAGGGGUGGUCUGACGUGGUAUUUUUACAUCACUGACUUUUCCCGUUUACCCAUACGGGGCUGCAAUGAUAUUUCCAAGAAUAUUUGGCCGAACAAAUGACACAAAAAAAAUCUUUCACUUGCGUGUGAUAGUCAAUUUUUAAUGCCGAUUUGAAAGUAGUCAUAAAAACAGGCUACACGAGUGACCCACCCAAUGUGACACAAUUGCAUGGAUAGUGGUGACUACACGUGGGGGUUUAGGACCAUUAUAGCCAUUAUAACAACACAGAAAUUCACGAGAAACUGACGCCCACCAACAAAAAAAGUUUGGAAUUGACAGUCGAUGCCACAAGAGGGUGGCAAUACACUUUGGUCUAUUUGAAAAUGCUAUGGCCUGACUUAGCCAAAUAACACAAGGUGAGUUCCUCCCACCCGGUCAUGAAAACAUCCGCAAAAAAAGUAC
This is a messenger RNA of Hippocampus zosterae (dwarf seahorse), 2310 nucleotides long. Its product is annotated as zinc finger protein GLIS2-like. The record is from RefSeq and is a predicted model, not a curated record. Gene Ontology annotation, biological process: regulation of transcription by RNA polymerase II; smoothened signaling pathway. Lineage: Eukaryota; Metazoa; Chordata; Actinopteri; Syngnathiformes; Syngnathidae. Gene Ontology annotation, molecular function: RNA polymerase II cis-regulatory region sequence-specific DNA binding; DNA-binding transcription factor activity, RNA polymerase II-specific. The transcript is spliced from 7 exons. The coding region runs from base 406 to 1830 and encodes 474 amino acids. Gene Ontology annotation, cellular component: nucleus.